Molecule: messenger RNA, 2384 nt
Organism: Myzus persicae (green peach aphid)
Lineage: Eukaryota; Metazoa; Arthropoda; Insecta; Hemiptera; Aphididae
Product: protein YIPF6
Exons: 8
Coding region: 233-946 (237 amino acids)
Biological process (GO): endoplasmic reticulum to Golgi vesicle-mediated transport
Cellular component (GO): membrane; trans-Golgi network
Source: RefSeq, a predicted model, not a curated record
GUCUGGAUUUUCAGUUUCCUAUUAUUUUGAUAUUUCAUUUUUAGCCUGUGAUUUUGGUUUUAAUUUGUAAAAUAAAUAUAUACUUAUUAUUUUAAGUGGCCACGUAUAAAAUGUAUAUUAGCUUAAAUUAUUAUUCUGUUAAUUCAAAAAAUUUCAGCGGAAUCGAAUGAAAACUUCUAGAUUAUAUUUUGUACUCUUUAUUCUUUAGUUAUUCCACACAUAAAUAACAGCAAUGGAUUUUUUAAAUACUAAUACCGGACAAAAUAACUUCAAUAAUCCAAAUGGUGGUCAUACUGCAGUUUAUAUUGAUGACCGACCAAUGAAUAAUGUAGAAGGACGGAUGACUGUGUCUGGAUCACUAAUGCAAAAUAUUGGUGACCCUGGGUUCAACACAUUAGAUGAACCUAUUAAAACUACUAUUAUGAGAGACUUAAAAGCAGUUGGAAUGAAAUUCAAGCACGUCUUGUAUUUAAAAGAAAAAAAUACGCUUCUAAAAGAGUGGGACUUGUGGGGCCCUUUGAUGCUUUGCACUUUCAUGGCCAUGGUUCUACAAGCAUCGCCAGAUUCUGUACAAAUUGGUGAUGGAGGUCCUGAGUUUGCUGAGGUUUUUGUUAUUAUUUGGAUAGGGUCUGUAAUUAUUACAUUAAAUUCAAAAUUACUCGGUGGCACAAUAUCAUUUUUCCAGAGUGUAUGUGUCUUAGGUUACUGUUUACUACCAAUUGUUAUAGCCUUGAUAAUAUGCAGAUUUAUUUUAAUAUUUGAGCAAACCAAUUUCUUAUUUUUUAUUCGAUUUGCCAUAUCAAUUGGUUCAUUUUUAUGGUCCACGUAUGCCUCUGUUGUAUUCCUUGGAGAUAGUCAACCUCAGGGGAAAAAAGCUCUAGCUGUUUAUCCAAUAUUUUUGUUUUACUUUAUCAUGUCAUGGCUUGUAUUAUCACAUACAGUAUAGCGUUGUUGAUCAAAAUUACAUUUUGAGAUGUUACGUGAGUUUUGUUUAUGACUUGUAAUUAUUUAUUCUGUUUUAAAUUUUAACUGUUAAGUACCUAACUAUUAAUAUUUGGCGCUUGAUGCCUUCAAUGUAAAGUACCCUGUCAUGUGAAUAAAAGUGCUAUGUUUAUUGUUUCUGUGCAAUAAAUCUUUCAUAAUAUUAUUGUUUAUUGUGUUUUUAUAGUUUCAAGUAUAUCAAUCUUAUUAUUUUUCUCUUAUUAUAAUGUUAUUCAAUUUUAUGGUUAGUUGUUUAUGAUAAAUUGUUUAAAUUAAUGUUAAAUAAUAAGAAUAGUUAAUAUUGAUCACAGUAAGUUAUUUGUUUAACUACCCAGAGUGACCAUGUUUAUUCAUAUACUUAAAAACGCAUUAUUUUUAACUUUAUAUUUGGUACACAUAUGAUCAUAAUACAUUUGUUACAAUUAAAAAAAAUAUUUUAUCAUAAAGUGUGUAAUUAUUUAUAUUUUGAAUUUGAACUCAAUUACAAGACUUAAUGAAACAGGUUUCUCUAAUUAAAUGUAUUAUGGAAUAAACAUGGAAAUCUAUAAUGAGUAUAUACUUUUCGAGUAGCCUCUCAAAAAAAUACCACUUCAAACACUUAAGUUUUUUGCUAGUUAUUAUUGUAGUAUGAAAAGUUUAAAUGUUAAUUAUAUGACAUAAUAUGUAUGUUUAUAUAAAUCUACAAAAUAGAUGUAUACAAAACUAAACAACCAAAUGUAGAUCGUUGAACUGUCCUAUAACUUAUAUAAGUAAUCCUUUUUGUCAAUCAAUUUGUUUAUAUUUUUUUCUACAGCCAAUAUGACUGUCAUCAUUAUUAAUGGUCCCGAUUUUUCUUCUUUUAUGAUUGAACAUAAAUUUGGUUUUAAUAAUUUCUGUGUUUGAAAGUACUCUCACAUAGCACUUGUAUAAUGUCAAAUUUAAUAUAAAUUUGAAAACUAUGAAUACAUUAUAAAACAAAUUUGAUUAAAAAGAUAGUUUUUGAGUUAUAUUAAAAGUGAAGUAUAUAUUAAUAAAUAAUUUCAUGUAUCCGGUAAUUAUACGUUUAUACACUUUAUGCUGGUAUUGUGAAUUUACUUAAUGUAAUUAACCUCUAAAAUAUUUUUUAGCUUAUAAGUGUUUAAAAUAUAUAUAUAAGGGCCACAUCAAAAAUUAAAAUUUACUGGUUGGGAUCUUGUAAAUGAUCACCUCUUAGCUGCCCUGGGCCAGGCCGACGCUGUCUAUAAGACUUAAGUAUGAUAUUUUAUAUUAAUAUACAUAAUCCAUCUGUAUCAAAUUUAAUUUAUUUUUAUAAAAAUUGUACAACAAUGUUUUUACUAUCUCAGCGAGGACUUGCUGAGAUCUUAUAGCAUUUCUUGCCUUAAUCUCAAAAUGAAUAUACCUAAAAUGAAUUUUAUUUUUACAUA